UCCAACGCAAGUCAAUUUAUGACUUUAACUUCAUUCGCUUAUCAGAAUGGACUGGGCGAUAAGACUUUAACCCAUUCCCUAUCAGUCAGAAGUGAUGAAUGGGAAUGCUGGUUCGCGCCGUGACAAAUUUUUCAGCAGGAUUCCAUUUGCUGUCAGUUUCUCUCCUGCGAACUCGAAUGUCUGCACGCUGCAGUUACUAUGGAUGUUUACAAUUGUAGGCGCUGUGUUUUCGUCUUCACAAGGUGGGAUAGUCUGGAUUCAUGAUUCCGCUUUUUGAAUUCCCCGCACAUUCCGAAGCUUAAAGUGAGAUGUUUUUUUUAUUUCUUCUGACUGCUCAUCCACUACCGCUUCUUGUAACUUAAUCCGUUCAAUGAAAUACAUUUUUGCUUAUUCUAAUCUCUUUCGCUAUCCUACAUUUAUUCCAAGUUUUUUUCUUCAGUCUUUCGUUUUGUUUGUUUGCAUUUUGGAUAGUUUAGUCUUUGGUCAUAGCAGGAUUGAAAUUUUAAACUGGUCGAAUUUCAAAACUCGCUUACUAAAAACUGAAGCGUAUAGCGACCGGAUGCAUACUAAAUUCUCUCGUUACUACUCAGCUAAGGCCAUGAUUUUUCCCUAAAUCCAUUAAUCUUAUAGAACCCAGUUUCUUAACAUUACAAAUGUACACUCGAGGUAGAUCAUUUACUAAAUUAUGCCCUGAAAUUAAUUAUGCUGAAGCCAGUCGAAGCAAGUUUCAGUGAAAGGCUAUUUCAUUUGUGGCUUUGAAUUAAUUAAUCUUUGGUUAUAAGGAAAUUGAGCGUGUCAGUAGGAUUUUAACCACUUUUCCUUUAGGAGUAAAUUUAUAUGAAUCAAAAUAAUAUUCUUUGACAAUUUCACAACAGGAGCCUUGUACAUGUACGUUUAAAAAAAUCUUUUUUCAAGAAAUCAAAACACCAAGGCAGCUGAUAGUAAAAUCAGGCAAGGCAAUUAUCAAAUCUUGUCUUACAUGGUAUUAUCUUUUAUCUCAAGUGUAAUUUUUUUAUGUUCGGUUUCGCAGAAGAGUGUUGUGGUUUGGACUGUUCUGUCGGUCAGAUUCAUUUUGACAAGUUGACUGUAGACCUUUGCUUAUCACCCAAUAAGCUUUUGGUGUAAUGUGUGUGGCAGGCGUUAAAAGGGAAUGGCGAAGAGGGAAUUCGGGCAUGCUAUCAGAUUGUGAAGGGGCACCUCUCGCGCAGUGCCCCUUUCCGUAAUCUCUUUCUUCCUCUUAAUGCCUGUCACGCAGGCUACUUAUGAUGGUGUACAAGCUCAGAUUAACUCUAUUAUUAUUAAUAAGUAAAGAUUUUCCUUGGAUGCAGAUCUGUCUUCUACUUUGUUUCAUGCAGAAAAGAGAUGCGUAUAUGUUUUUCUUCUUAUUAACACUCCUUAUAGCCAAUCAGAAUAAUUAUUAAUCCUUAUUAUAUGUAGCCUGAAUUUUAGCUGUCUCCUUCGGUCAAAAACUCGAGGAGACAGCUGAACUUCAGGCUAUAUUAUGUGCGUGCUGUCCAAAAUUGAUGAUAGCACUGUCCCAAAUUUCUGGUAAAACAGCAGGAUACUGAAGCAUUGUUUCUGAGAUAUCCUUUACCCUUAUGAAGCAAAGAAAGAUGGAGGUUGUAUCUGAUCUGCAUGCUGAGUUUUGGAGUCUAGAGAAGAAAUUUUAAUCAUGACCUACGACCAGCAGCAUUUUAAAUCCUUUACUACUCACCAUACACCAGUACAUGUAGUUUAGCUCACUACUUUUAUGCUGGAGAUAAUGACCAGUCUAUUUUUUGUCUUUCUCACUCCAAUUAUUAACAUUGUCAUGACCAAUGUGCUAUAAGACUUGUUACUUGUUAAAGUGGAUCCAUAUUAUUUCAGUUGAGACAGAAAGGAGACAAGUAAACCUAACCUGCGAUUUAAGUGGCUCCAACAUUCCUUGGUCUUGUGAAGGAAAACAUACAUGUAACAUUGGCCAUGUUUUGACAUUGGGAUCCAUAAUGCAAAAUGCAAGUGGAGUCUACAGAUGUAAUAACUCAACUUCUGGGGAAAACUAUACCGUGACUGUAGAGUGUGAGUAAAAGCUUAUACAUCUAUGUGUUUUAUUUUUGUGUCUCAUUUCCAGGGUGCAAAGAAACUCAUUUUUACAGCUUGCCAUUCGGGCAAGCUGAAGCUAGCAUUUACUAGCCCAGACUUCAUUUCAACUAGCCCCAAAAGCUUUUUGACAAGCAGAAUUGGUUUCACAGUUCUUCUGUUGUUCGAAUUCCUCAAAAAACAUCACUUGCCCGUCGGGAAAGUUAGAAACAGAAGUCACUAGCCCGUUAGCAAAAUCCACCAGCCCCGGGCUAUCGGACACUACUUUCUUUGCACGCUGCAUUUCCCUAUGUUUUCUGUUCUAAUUGUUUAAAAAAUAAUUUUCUGUUCUCUUUGGGAAAACACAGGUGGUGCUGAGGGAAGAAUUCCAGCCACUGUUACCAGAGUCACUUUAGGGGGAACCUUAAAUAUUAUUUGUGAAGUUGAUGCUACACGUCGGGAAACUUAUGUUACCUGGUUUUUUAAAGGUAUUGUAGAAGGUAAGCACACUUAAAAUAGAAUAUUAGCAUCAACAAACUCAUUUUAUUUAUGUGUCUCCACUCAACAGGGCUGCAAAUAAUUUCAUUUUUGGUAACAGAUAUAUGUCCACCAGAUCCACACCCCAGAGGAGAGGGAGGCGGGGUGGGAGGGGGGAUAUUUUUGGGUUUGAAAUUUUCAAUUCCGGGAUUUUUUUGGGUUGGAAAAUUUGGCAAGUAUUUUUUGGGGCGGCUUGAUUUAAGUAGGGAUUUUUUGGGGUAUUCAAAACAUCUAAAGUUUGUAGUAGUGCCCGCAUUUCCCGGCUGCAAACACAAACAUUCCAAACAUGAUACAUGUACUUUGUGCAGUUGAUGUCUUGACUUGUGAUGGAUGGAUAGAUUUCAUUCAUUCUUUGUAAAUGUGGUCUGUUCCACAGCAAACAGCUCUAAUCUGACAAUCAGCAAUGUCAACUGUUCAUCUUCAUCGGAAGGCAUCUACAUUUGUAGUCCUGUAAAUAGUAUUUCCGAUGGAACUGCCAGUGUUACAGGUAAGAGAUCGAAAACUUUCAAAAAGACAGGGUUAUACAUGUACACAUCAGAUAGAGUACAUAUGUACACUGUAAAUCUGAAAACCUAAACUUUAAAUUAAUAACUGAUAAUACCCCUCCCCCACAAAAUUCAAAUAAUUUUUAUAAUGAAAAAAAAAAUAUAUAUAUAUAUAUAUAUAUAUAUAUCAAUGACCAAACCCACCCAAACAAAUCAAACAAAUUGUUCCAGUCGUCAAUAACGUAUGGGUGUUAAACUUAGGACAUUAAUAAACAUGCAGUCAGGGUUGUCAAAAGUAGCUGGCUGCUGGUGAAAAUUGCCUCCUACUUGGUUAGUAUCAGCCGGCUACUCUGCUUGGCUUUUCUUUAUAGAUGACGUUUUUUAAAUAUAAUAUCCCUGGACUGACCGCUUAUUUUGACAACUCGGCCAUCUACUUCAAAACUUUCUUACAACCCUGUGCAGUACAAACACAGACCAUCAAAAUUUGCUUUUAUGAUCAUUGCAAUGACAAAAUAUUCUUUGUUAAUAGUGAUGAAAUAAUUUAUGCACAUAAAUUCCCCAAAACUGGUCAUUUAGUAUGAAUCCAAAGAAAUAAAUUAUUUCAGAUUUUGGGAAAAAAUAAGCUUAGCACAGAAAAGCUCAAAGCUCAGGAGAUUUGGUAAUUUUUCAAAAAAUUCCUUUGUCCAGUUUAAUAUCGGCUUGCGACCUUUCGUAACUUUGCUGCUCAGUCAGCUGCUUUGCAGCUUCAGAACUUGCUCUGCUUGCUUAGAAACUUGUGAGGUCAACUUGCACAUGAAGCAAGACAGUGUAGCGAUUUGGUGACUUGUGUACAGGAGAGCAUGAGAUCAGUGCUGUGUCCCAGAGAUUUUGCAUGUUUGAUAACUAAUAAUGUAAUUUAAAUGUGUACUUCAUUCUUCAUUGUGCCUCUAGGUACACUCAACAGUAGUACCAUCAGUGCUACAAUGGAGGUUUCUACCACCAAACCAUCCAACUCUAAUGGAAAAACUAAGGUGCUUGAUAUUGUCCUUCCUAUUUUUGCUGGAAUUUUGGUUGUUGUGGUUGCAAUUGGAUGCUAUCUUCGCUUUAGGUAAAGAAUAUUCUGUUUAUUCAUGGUCAGGUUAAUGUUAACCCUCGUGUUUUUCAGAAGCUGAAGACCUGCCAGUGAUGUGGCAAGUGGCAUUACUAUACAUGACAUGUACAAGUGUACAUACUGCCUUACAUUGUUCCUUAAUAUAUUGUAUGAAAAACAGACUUGCCAAGUCUCGAUCUCUACUUUGUCGUGAGUCUCGUGAUUUCACAACUUAUUUCAUGCUCUCAGGAGUUGGGAACUGAUUUCUCACGCUUUAUCGAAAAGUCAAACUCCAAAAAUAAUUUUGGAGUUGUGCAAGUAGGGUUUGUUUUCAAGUCAGAUAUCAAUAGAUAGCCAGCUCAAUCCAAAGAAAAUGAUAUGUGAUAUGAUUAUGUGACCUCCAAUCCCCAUCAUCCCCACUGGAAGUCCUUCUUUUAGGAAAUUUGGGACAUCUCACGACGUUUUACCCAUUUCUCACUACUUUUCUCAGCUUUAGGUUCGGAAUCUCACAUUUUUUGCCUUUUGGGGGUUCGCAGGUCUGGAAAAAAGAAAUUGCAAUCAACAGAGGCCAUCUAGCCUGCAUAAACAUCUGUUUCUCCUCGCUCUUCUCAUCUGCGAUUCAGCAGCAGAAAUUCCAUACUGAUGACGCAAAUCAAUGUUUACAUAAUUAAUCCAGUAGUCAUGGAGCUCCAAAUAUAAAUUUGUCCAAUUUUAAGUUCUUCUGGUCGUUUUUGGUAAAGUGUUGUGUUUAUCUGCCAACGAGCUCAAGCAAAAUUCAAAUUCUUCUUCUAGAGAAGACUAUAUUCCACAAAUAUUGACUGUUUUGUUAGAGAUUCUUCUCAUUUACAUUUGACCUUUGUGGCCUUUUGUCUUUUGUCUGUCAUUCGUAAACAAUAGCUAAAACAAUGUAACUACUCCGUCGACCAAUCAGCACUUCUGACCGGAUUCUGGACAGAUUUUACGUCAUCAGAAUGGAAUUUCUGUCGCUGAGUCGCAGACGCUCCUCCGCGCGAAACAUCCCCAGCAGUGAAGAGUGAGGAAAAACGGAUGUCUUUGCGGGCUAGAGGCCAUCCUAAAGCUGUAGUACUGUACAUGUGCAUCCUGUUGUAUCAAUAAGAAAGUCAAGGCUGCACUCUAAGAAAAUUCGAAGCCCAAUGCUUUGAACCUGUGAAAUCCAGGGUGCCCAGCGUAGGAUUUGUAUGAAAAAGUUAAGAUUUCAUAGUCACUCAAGAGCAAAAAUAAAGCCCCAGUGGCCGCCUGCAGGCACUGCUAGACCACAGCCCAAAAAAAGGUCAUGAAUGAGAGGUCUUUGAAAAAAGAAAAUUAUUGAGGGUUAAUAUUUGCAAUAAUAUUUGGAAUUUUUAAAUAUUUUUUAUUAAAUCAUAAUAAUUUUAAUAUGAUAACUAAUAAUAAUUAAUAUAAUAUUAAUUGAUGUUUAGCCAAGAAUCAUUGCAUAGUAUUUGGAGAGUAAAUAAAUACAUGUAUUUACAUUUGUAUAUAACGAAAAAUAUACUUAUAACAAUGUGGCGGCGUAAACAAGGUGAUGAUGAUUUAAACAAGGUGACGAUGAAGCAGGAUUCUACUCUCUAUAACUGGGUCAGAGGUGCAUUCAACUUUCCCCGUCGGGGGAGGGGUGUAGGUGGUAAUUAAUUUGAAGCAGGGGUGAGUCAGAGUUGGACUUAGGGAUAGGGAUACCAACUUACACUGUGUGUCCAAUGGUUACUUGUUGUACAUGUACAUAUAAAUCUAAAGGCCUUGGAGAAAGGCUGGAGGACGAGGAUGAAAAAUUGUUGAAGAAUUGAGACAACUGUGAAAUCUCAUGUUGUACUGUAUUUUGAAUCUAUCUUUUAGACAUAGGAGACAGUGCUGCUGCAAAGCAUAUUGUAAUGGCUUCUUCACCGUGCAGGAUGAACCACCUCCUCCAUCACCAAGCAAAAGACCAAGUCUUACUAGUUUUUCAAGUAAGUUGUGAAAUAUUUUUUAGUUAUGUCUCUAGAUAUAUCUACUUAGCUGGGUUUUUGAAAACUCUACUGCCAAGUAGACCUUUAACUAUCCACCAGUUGUUUUUGUUUAAAAUUUUCCCUAAAGUAGCUCAUCACUGUAAAAACUAAUUGUGCAACCAUUGCUUUUUUUCUUUGCAUUCGUCUCCUUCUUUCUUUUUCUCUCUGUUUUUUCCUCUACAUUUCCUCGUGUAAUGUGAUUUAUGGACUUAUUGAAUACAAGAAACUUGCCUUUUUGGCCUCUUUCCAGUCAAAUAGCUGCAAUUUUUUAGGUACAUUUUCAAUUGACUUUAGUGUUGUCAGGUACUAUUGUCGAUUUAAAUGACAAUGUGACAUAAGUUUCAGGCUGUAGAAGCUUGGGAGGUGUAAGGCUUGAGAAUCAGCAGGUAUACAAACCUCAAUACAAACAGAGGCAAACUUUUCUUUUCACCCAAGUUCAGGGAUGUCACUGAGGGCUCGGGGCUAGGGAUUUUUUUUUUAGCGUGAGCCCCGGCUUUUGAUGUGCAAACAGUUUUCUCAGACUUACAAUAAUACAGAAUUACCAGGUAUGUUUCAAGCAUGAGACAAACAUCAAUUUCACAAUUUAUUAUUCUUGACUUAGUAAAACUGUAUAAAAAAUAACAUUGUUAUAAAUUUUACUUUUAUUUUUUUUCUUUUCAAAAUUUCUUGAAUCACAUUUUUUCCCCUCUGAAUACAUGUAGAAAACAGAAAAAUUAUUGAUGUACCUGGUGUUGAAGUUUAUGAAAUCAAUGAUAAUAUUAUUAUAAUGCUGACUGUCAUGAAUUAAUGUAUUCUGAAUGACAAAAGUGUUUGGUCUGUAAGCAUAGUUAUGUGAUGAGUGAAGUGAAAAUGUGACUGAAUCUUGUGGUAUAUAAAAACACACCACACAUGGAAUAUUCAAGAACUCAUCUGCAUGUUAAAAAUUACACAGUCAGUGUUUAGUAAAUAAUGCAAUAAUUAAGUUCUAAAAUGCAAUGAAGGGUGCAUGUUGUCAGUGGAGAUCAAUGAACAAUAAUUUUAUUCAAUAUGGCAAGUACAUUGCAUUUACCAUAAUUGUUUUAAUCUCGUCAAUUUAUUUAUGAUUAGCUGCAUUUUAGAACUAAUUUCUGAAGUGACUUUGAGGAAACAUUGACUUUUUAGAAACUAGACUUCCUUAAUAUGUCUAGACAAGAAACUGUUUCAUUAUUCUGGAAAAUUCUAAUUUACAAUUUCAAUAUAUGUUUUUAAAAUUAUAUUUCUUUUUUGUAAUGCAAAAAAUAUGCAGCAUGCCAUGUAUAGACUAGUUAAUUUACUUGUUUUACUGGACAAAAGUUUAUAAAGCUUGAUUUUAUUGAUUUGAUGCUGCAUUUCCUGGGUCUGAAGAUAAAAUUAAUAAGAUAUUCUGCAAAAAAAAAAUUGUGUAUUGUGGUCAAAAAUAUUUUUUUAUUCAGACUACAAGGUGACCUGUUUUCUUUUCUUUUCUUUUCUUUCUUUGUUGUCUCUGUUUUAUUUUUAUUUUUAUCUUUUGGCAAUAAUUAAGCUACUAGCAUGCAAUAGAAUGCUGUUGGUAUUUUGACAGAGUAUUAUUUUCUUCAGCGGAAAUAUUACUAAUAGUUGUAUUAAUAACCCUUGAUUUUCUUUCAGUCAGUUGUCUAAUAAUCCAUACAUGUUAAAUAGUAGACAAACUCACAGAAAAACUGUCAGGUUAUUUUAGUAUGUUGUGGUUUAACUCCUCUCUUCCUAUUGUUUUUGGGUAUGGUAUUGUUUGAUAAUGGGCUUGAAACAGUGGAAAAUAAAAUUUAUAAAGGUUAAAGCUGAACCACAACAUACUUGACCCAAAAUUUUUGUGGAAUCAGUUUUAAUACAGCUGUUUUUGAUAACACGUGACCUGCAAUGUCAAAAACUUACUGGAAUUUGGGGUUUUCUGUGAAUUCAACCAAACCUUUACCAUGGCAUCUUAUCCUUGCUUGGCAAAUGCUUUCAGGUGUUAAUUUGAAGACAGCAAUUUUGAUUUCUACACUAACCCUUGCCAAAUUUCUCUGGUAUGAUGAACGCUUUUGCAAAGAGAAAUCGGUAAGAUGGAAAACCCAAAAUCCUAUUUAAAAAGUUUUUGACAUCGCAGGUCUUUUGUUAUCCGAAACAGCUGUAAAGACAAGUCUUGUACUAGAAAUACGUUGUCGCAAAAAUCUCAUGAAGCUGUAUUCAUUUAUCAUGAAUUCAAAGAUACAUGUAAUAAUAAUAAUAGUAAUAACAUUUAUUUAUACCGCGCAAAUUUAACUAUACAGUUUUCAAAUGCGCCUUACAAUUAAAGAUCUAAAAAUAUACCUUACAAUUAAAGAUCUAAAAAUAUACCGUAAAAAAAAUUACAACGUUAAAUUACAACAUUAUAUCAGAAAAGGCUUUUUAAAAAAGGUGAGUCUUCAAAUUACGUUUAAAAACUCGAAAAUCGGAGGUGCAUCUAAGAUCUAACGGAAGAUUAUUCCAUAGUGCGGCUACAAAGGCUCGGUCACCAAGAGUAGGGAGAGUCCUAAAGUUAGGAUUUGAAAGCAGAUAUUUGUUAUUUGAUCUGAGGCUGUAGGAAGAAUUAGGUUUAAAGUUAACGAGAGAUGAUAAAUAAUUAGGAGCUAUUCCAUAGAUUGCUUUGUGAGUGAUUCCCUGAUAUUUGUGCCGUAUGUACAGUCGAGGAUAAUUAGCUUAAACGAGUAUUUCAAAUUGCCAUUUCACAUUAUUUCCUUGUUUAUUCACUCUUGGGCUUAAACGCCAAUCAUUGUACCUGCCUGUCUUUUUCUUCAUUGUUUGUGGUGGAUUUCAGAUUGCCUUUCUUGCUGCAGUGGAGUUUCAAUGGUAAAUCUUCCCCGACGAGGUUUUCAAGCCACUUGUUGAAUGGAACAGACAGCAAAUAAAGACAUCAGCCUUUCAUUAAUAAAACAUGAUGGUGUACCACUGCAUCAGCUAUCAUUUGCAGUUGAAGUUGUGUUGCCUGGCAACCCUAACAUGCACCUUGACGUCACACUGGAUGACGUCAACUGCAGACACCCAAGAGAUGUAAAGAAACAUUACCGACCCGAGUUUCUGCCUCGCUCUGCAAUCCACGCGAUACACUCGCUGAGCACAUGACAAAUUUAUAAAUUCACUACACAGUUCUGCAACUUACUUCACGAGGAAUCAAAUAUAAUACUAGUAUUGAUAGAUUACUGUUCAAGAAAAUUGAAUAGUAUUAUUUUUUUGUUUCCUUAUUACAGAAGCAAAGCAUGGGGCAGUUUUGGUAGAUGACUUUGCCCGUCAUGUUAAAAUUUUACACAUGGAUGGUGAUUACAGAUUCAGUCAAGAAUUUGAAGUAAGCUGACGAUAAUAUUCUUGCUCUUUUGAGACACCAUUUUCCAAAACGGUUACUUCCAUAGUGCCCUCUACUCACUUUAGAACUCAGGGUUCGCAAAUACGCCAAAUUUGGCGUAUUUUAUGCCAAAAUUGUUCAGAUGACUCCACAGAGGUUACAGAGGGAGUCACUUUGACUCCAGAAAUUUUCGGUAACAAACACACUUUUGUCCUUACUUUUUUCACAACAAAUACAAUUUACAUUAAUUGUAAACGUUGUAAACCUUAAUUAAAACAUCAAAAUUAAAGAAUUAUACUGCACGACAAAACAGGAAGAGGGUAAAUUACGAUCAAAGUAUACUCGAUGACCGCCAUCAUGGAUUUGAGCUUUCCAGGUCAACGGACCGCCACGGCUACUUGGUGUAUCCCUCACAAUAGUGUAUACAUGCCAGGACCACGUGCUGGAAAGUCUGAAAAUGGCUUUUUUCAUUGUGAUACUUGACUCCAAAUAUUUCAAAAUGACUCCAAAAUUUGUGAAGCAGAAGUCACAGUGACUCCACUCAUCAAUAUAACUUGCAAACCCUGUGAACUACAGUAUUUUAUAGCCUGCAAAACUGGGCUGCUAAGUGCAGUUAACCAUUGGUGGUCUGAGUAGAAAGGAAAGGAUGCGAUUGGCUUACUCUGCUCAAUCCAUUGCUUAUUUUUUUGAGGUCCAACUUACUCCUGAUUCCUUGAUGUUUGUGUGGCAUACCUGUGCCCUCUCCUUUCUGCUUUUCAACAGUACUACAAACUGAAUACUCUGGUUGGGAACGAGAUAGUGAGCAGGCGCAGUAGUCCAGCGUUCUCCUUAUCAGGCCAUAACCAGUAAAAUUUACUGUUUCAAGCAACAAUUCUUACCCCCCCAACUGCUUGAAGACUUACUAAAAUUAAAUAAGUUGUUUUGAAAAAUUUGCAAGUUGCAAUCGAUCUCAUCAAGGUAAUAAAUGGAUAUAUGGAAGUGUACUAAAAUAUACACAGCUUUUCUCUUUAUGGGCCACACAUUGUGGAAAGAGAGUGUUGAAGACAGAGUAAAAUUAUUGGAAUCAAACGUUUUAAAUUGUUGUCUUAAGAUAAUGGCUGAUUUGCGUAAAAUAGGUCGUAAAAGCUCCAAAAUUUCACAGCAAGGUUGAAACCAUGUCCCUCACUCCACUGCCCCCCUCCCCCCCAGGAAAGUACACCUCUGGCACAUAUUUUUUGCCUUACCGGCCAUGAAUGAUCCCUUACCUGCUGAGCUCAAAUUUAGGGAGAACACUGGUAGUCUUCCAUUUGUGUAACAGAUGGUAACUGUUACCCAUGUUUUCUUUCAAAUUUCUAAAGCUGCACAGAAAGCCGAAAGUUUAUUUUUAUGGGACCUCCUGUUUUGUCCUCAGCCAGAGCUCUUGAUUCAUGGUGCUGGCCGAAAAGAACCGCAGCUUUGGGGACAAGAAUGUAACUAGUGGGGGUGAAUGGUCAAAUUUAUUACUACUAUAACUAACAUUUUGAGUCAGUACUCGAUCAUAAAAGCUUACAUGUAAUUUAUUAUAAUGGUAUUUUUACUGUAAUUAUUUUUUUUUUCUUCAACAGAGUUUAAAGAGUGUCCAUCUUAAAAGCAGGUCAUGGGUACAUAGUGAAAAGCAAGAAAACCAAUCCAAGAACAGAUUUAACAAUAUUGUAGCUUGUAAGUUCAGUACACUGCAGUGGUAUGUUAGUUUUACAAGUUUAUAUAUAGUGGAAGACCAAUAUAAUGAACCCCCAUUUAUUAUAUAUAUACUGAUGAAAUACCAGGAUUUUUCCUUUUACUAAAAAAUCAUAUCUUCAUCGUGCGCAGUGAAGAUACUAUUUUUAUCUUUCACGUGUGAGGAUAUUGGUGUUGCCAUGGUUACUAACAUGACUAGCCAACUACAAGAGAGCUUCCCGCUCAGGCGCGUGGCCAGUUCUUUUGACAUUUCAUUGACAAAAGCUGAGCUGCCAAAUUUUCACAUCAAUACUUUUUCUGAGCUUGAAGAACAUUCAGGAAUAUUUGCCCCCAAAAAAAAAAAAAAGUGUUUUAUGUAGGAAUUUCAUCAGUAUCUAUAAAAUAAACAGAACAUUACAUGGCUGCUUGGGGAUACGAAUUUUAUCUUCUCGUGCUGAAAGUCUCCCACUCAUUAGAUUCAUUCACUCGUGAGAGAUACUUUCAGCACUCGAGAUAAAAUUUGUAUCCCCGCAUGGCCAUGUAAUAUCCUCUAUAUAUCAGGCAGACCCCUGCCCCCAUUUUCAUAGCAUCCGUGGUACAUUAAAGUGCAUGUGAGACAGAGUUUUCAAAUUGUGCUGCCAUGCAUCAUCUGUUUCAGCAGACAUUUUUUUCCAGUCUUCAAUCAUAGAAUGUUAAUGUUUGUGUUUUACCCAUGUGUAAGUUUGCUGUUGUCCUUUUCAGAUGAUCAUUCAAGGGUGAUUCUUUCUCUAACAGAAAAUGACCCUGAAUCUCAUUAUAUUAAUGCAAACUACAUUGAUGUAAGUGGGAUUAUGAAAUUGUGUUUAAAGUAAAAUGUGCCUGUAUUAAAUAAUGCCUCACAGCUAGGCUACAUAUAGUUGUUAAUAACUCUUUCGGUUGCAUAUUACUUUUGGGAUUGGUUCAGUGAUAGUCAGUAGUUGUCAACCUGUGACUACAGACCUUUAAAUUCCAGAUAAGAACGACGUCUAGGACGAAAUUUGACUUUAAGUUUUUUCACUUAUUUUGAAAAAAAUGUACACCUCAGAAAGCCUUAUUUUACUUUUUUUCAACAGAGAAUUUAGCACUGUUAACUUUGUUGAGGAAAGUGAAGCCCUUUCUCAAUCACAAGAUGAUAAAACUUCUAACAUUUGAUAACUUGUUUCCGCCACUGCACUCCGACAUUCUCGCAAAAACUAGAGUGACAACGGCUAUCACGUUUUCCCGCCAAAAUGACACUGUUUCAUGCAAGCGCACUACGUAGUAUUGAGAAAAUCUGGUUCUCGUAGUCGUCCUCGUCUUAGGGCGCUUUCCAAAAGUCAGAACUGGCCGGCCCAGUCAUUUUGACGAAGCAAUAAGCUUUUUGCAAGAGUUUUUGUUGAAAAAUCAUCUCCUUCGUGCAUACUAUUUAGGAUUUGACAUAUCUGGCUGGAUAGUUUUGAUUAAAAGUGAAAUUCUCAUUACAACGGGAAUGGUCUGGCAGGUCAGUUCUGACAAAUGGAAAGUGCCAUUAGAAUCUAAAGCUCUCUAAUAUCCCUGAAGGGAUGACUUCCCUUUGGACUUUGCCCACUCCCCGUUAGUUUUUACCUUUUUACGUGCCGUGCAUGUGCACUUGCAACCUGGAGAUUAGGUUUGCAGGUUCCUCGUGUCGCCUGCUAUAAAAGAGCAAUUGUAAGAAGAGUUGUGCUGUCAAGUUAUGAAGUGUUCAAUUCAUUUAAUCUACUGUUCUUUUCUUUUUUCAGAGCUUUGAAAAAGCUAAUGCUUAUAUAGCAACCCAAGGUUAGUAUACUUGCUGACUGUGCUUCAUCACCUUAGUUUUUUUUCUGAUGCUCAUCAUAGAUAAAUAAUUAUUAUUUAAUUAUUAUUUAUCUGUGAUGAGUAUCAGAAAAAAAAAGUAAGGUGAUGAGUAAAAGUUGUAGGCCCCCAUUUGGAGUUUGAAUUAAGGUUGCAAUAUUGGAUAUUAUUAUUCAUUCAAAAUAUUUUUCUAUUCUUGAUUGGUUGAAAUCCUCUGGCUAAUUCUUCAUAACCAGCUAGCGUUUGCCAUAUUUGGAAGACGUUUGUGAUAUCCGGUAAAAUGGCGUCAGUAUUGUAGUCUAUCGGCAGAGAAUGGCCAUAAAGAAACUAUGUAGAAACACCUAUCAUCAUGCAAAAAUUUGGACUGGAUAAAUAAUUAAUUAGGUCUUGAAAGUUUCAACUGAAUUUUCUCUCAAACUUCCAAUGUUAUCGUUAUCGUGUCUUAAUGUAAUAAUAUUUAGUUAAAACAGUUCACCCUCAGUUGUUUGUCUGACCCGCCUAGAUUAGCAUUUGCUACCUGCGGGUCAUUGUAAUAUUACUCAAGUUAAUUUUUGCAAUUAAGUUUUUGUUUGUUGUUAUUGUUGUUGUUAAGAAAAAGGCAUGGCAACUGAGAAGCCUUGGGCGGACAAGGUUGCGUCAGCUCAGCGAUUUUGGGGAAAAAUUAAUUUUUCACGUUUUGGGAAGAAAAAAUAGCCAUACUACUGCCUUAAAACAUUAUUAGUAAGAACAGCAAAAACACAACUCGACGAGUGACAAGUUUUGUUUAUGAAUAAUAUCUGUUAAACUGAACAUCCCGUUAUAUCCUAAAUUUGCCGAGAAGGGGACAUGCAAAUGAAGGCGGAAACCAAACCACCUUCCGCUACCCUAAGCCAACAUUAACACUUGCUUCUCACUUAGGGCAAAAUGUUGGCUUAGGGGAGGGGAAGGUGGGCACAUUCCCAGAAACAUAUAAGUGAUUCUAGUAUGUGUUAGCCUGUGUACAGAAGCCCCCUCUCCUCAGUAAAAAUUUUUUGACGGAGUCUGCACACAGACUAUGUUUUUAAAGUAAGAAUUGUUUUGAAUAGAUAUUGAAAAUUCUUGGAUUGGGCUUUUGUAUGAUCUGAAACAUUUUGCAUAUUUUAAGCGGAUAACACUCUCCUCCUCACACUCAAUCUCAUUCAAUAAUAUCGUUAAGUGUUUUACCCCAGUAACAACUUUCUAAUGAACAAUUGUUCUCGUUUUGUUCUUUUCUGUGUCACAGGACCCGUGGCCAACACCAUCAGUGAUUUUUGGCGGAUGGUCUGGGAACAAAACUGUACAGUGAUUGUCAUGAUAACAAAAAUUAUUGAAAGAGGAAGGGUAUGUUGUAUUCACCACUUUUGAAACAAAAAGAAAAAUGGUUAAGUUAACUUUCGCAAAAACGGUCGGGACUGUUGCAAGGGACAGGGGUAAAAAUUGGCCAGUAGGGACGACGGCAACGAGAAUGGUUAAAAAGCAAUAGGUUUAGAUUGGCAAAACAACAACUUCGCACGUGCAUCACACUUUUUGGACAUUAAUUUGUCGUCACUGCACGACUACGAUGUAAAAAUGCCCAAUUUCACGUUUUGAACAUAACUUCAAUUGAAUGGACUGUAUUUAGGUUGUUUGGGUGGGGUCUGGGACGGUGUAGUGUUGAAUGGGCUUUAUGGGAAUGCUUUGGGCGACAAGUUGUGACCUAGUUUUCUGUACAACUUCGUGAUAGCUAAUAAAAAAAGGUCAUACAGUUCCCAGGUCCCAUAAUGCAAUUUGACGCAACACCGUCCUAGUCUUGCUCCUAGAAUGGACUGUUGACCUACUUAAUGUAGUGUUGUUGUGAAAGUGGAUUUAAUCCUCGCAGUUGAAUAAACAACCCAUGCGGUCAUUUCCACUUUCUUCAUCCGCAGUUCAAAAUAUGAGUCAUUUCAUAUUUCCAUGAUUGUUUUAGCCGUAGAUGGAAGUAAAAUUACCAAUGAAUGCCGCGCCCAAUCAAAAGUAUGCGGCGUUUAUUCAAGGAUUAUAACAAAAACUCGAUACAAUGUUGUAAUCUACAUCAUCCAGAGAGUUACGAUUCUAUCUCAGCAAAAAGACAUUCAUGAUUGGAACUCAAAACUUCUUCCUGUCCUUGAAAGUAUUUACAUGCAAAAAUGACUAAUCGUAAUCGUUGUCAGUGAUUUAAGAAAUGUGAUUUUGAAAAUAAACGCCCCCCUGGAUAAACACCGCAUCAAAAACGCUAAAAAUUUAACAUGUGUUGCGGCGUUUAAUCGAAAGAAACAAGUUGGUAAGCAAUCGCCUAGUCUUUGUAAAACCGUCAAACCCUGUGUGAUGGACACCCACUCGAUACGGACACCUUAUUAUUACGGACAGUUUGCUUUUUCCCUGGGUAACGAAGGCCCUUGAUUUUUUUCUAAAUUCAACCCCGUAAAUACCGACACUUUCUAUGACCCCCACAGAUUCCGUAUAAACGAGGUUUGUCUGUAGCAAUGAAAGAAGCUAUUUUGGCCCCAAAAGUCCUUCAGGCCCCGUUGACACUUGUCCGAGUAUUCUCUUAAACGGGGGGUGUUUAUUAGAGAGGUAUCUAAUAAAAACGUAACAUCGUAGAGAGAGCGUUUAUGAGACAAGAGGCAUUCCUUUGAAAGGGGGUGUCAAUUAGAUCAUUUACUGAGUAUUAAUUUUGUUGCAGCACAAAUGUACCAUGUACUGGCCUUCCAAACAAGCUAAAACAGAAGUUCACGGUCCCCUUAGAGUGACAUACCUUGAUGAAGAAGCGUUUGCUCAUUACACCGUGCGCAGAUUUGAAGUAAAACCUGUUGAACAGGGUAGCCAUUACUGUCAGGUGCGUGCUGUAGCUAAAGGACACCGGUUCUGUUUAGAUAUAGUACUGCUCAUUAGCUUUCUUUUGAUUGGUCAAACUUAAAGAUUUUAUCUACAGACUCAAACGUUAGAAAUGCUAUGUACUGCGUAGUAAACAGUACCACAGGAAGUACUGCUCAGUAGCUUUUUUUUUGAAUGGUCACACUUUACAAUUUCAUCCAUAGACUCGGAAGUUAGAACCACCUUGUACAGCAUAAUAAACAGUACCACAGGGAAGUAUUGCUCAGUAGCGUUCAUUUGUUUUGAAUGGUCACACCUUAGGAUUUAGCCCACAGAUUUAAAAGGUUAGAAGCACCUUGUACAGCACAAUAAACAGUACCAUGGGAAAGAUUUUUGUAACGAACAUAAUAUCGCUGUCGUUUUAAACGUAAGUUAUAAUCCUGGCUGCUUGUAUUAGCGCAUACAAUAUUUUUUUCCUACCAGUUAUUCUCUCAAUUAUCGCCAGAUUUCUAGUAAAUGUAGAAACCUAAUGCUUUUAAACAAAAUCCAUUGUCCUUGCCCAACAGCAUAAGCUUCGUCUCAUGUCAAGUUUCCUUGACUCUGGCCAAAUUCUCAUACAAUAACCUUUCGAACAAGUGGAUUGCUCAAAGCGAAACCGAAAAAAGAAAUGACACAUAGUAUAAAAAAUACAUUAUAAAAUUAAUUAAUCAAUUAAUUAAUAACCAAUAAAAUGUUAAAACAGUUGUCGUUAAUGACAGAUUAAAGAUAUAACGCCUCAGCUCUAGAUCUGUAAAGAUGUCUUUUAGGGCGCUUUCCAAAAGUCAGAACUGAUCGGUUGGACCAUAGCCGGACCAGUCAUUUUGACAAUGAAAAAUGCUUUUUUCCAAGAGUUUUUGUUGAAACACCAUCUCCUUCGUGCAUGCUAUUUAGGAUUUGACUGAUCUGACUGGAUAGUUUUGAUUAAAAGUGAAAUUCUCAUUAUGACCAGAAAACUUUUGUGUUUUUCUGCCCAAUCAGAAUCCAGAAUGGCGGCGACCGUUUGUAACUGGUCGUCCCCAGGGCUCUUCUCUUUACCCUUCGUCCCCGUUUAGACUUUCCCCCCCCCUAUCUGCGUCUCCGAGGAAAAAUUGGGAUGCUAUUUAGGAUUUCCCUUUCCUGAGGAUAGUUUUGAUUAAAAGUGGAAUUCUCAUUAUGACUGGAAUAGUCUGGCCGGUCAGUUCUGACAAAUGGAAAGCGUCAUUAGAUGAGCAUAACAUUUUGAUUUAAUUAACAGUGGUGCUGUGUUUAUUCUUGCAUGCCGGCAUAGUUUAAAUACACUACUCAGGUGGUUCCUUAUGGAAAUAACUGGGUAAGGGUCUUUCUAAAAACUUUUAACACUUCAUGAUUAAUGAUUUCUUUUUAAUUUCAUUUGUGGAUGUUUAUAAUGUCAGCCCUUAAUAGCGUGUUUACUAAUAGAGCGUUUUCACAUGACGUCACGGCGACCAUAUUGGUGUUCCAAAACAAUAAAACGGCGGCUACCGUAAAAAUCCGAAAAUAAGCCCCGGGGCUUAUAUUUUUCCAAGGCCCUUUUUGAGGGGCUUAUUUUUGGAGAGGCUUAUAUUCGGAGGGGCUUAUCUACGAAGGGGUAUUUGCCUUUCAAAAUCGAUUGGGCUAGCCUUAUAGUUGGAAGUAAAUGUACCGUUUUUUGCUUUGUUUUACUUUGUAUUUGAGGGAAGGUUUCCAAGUACAAGCCCCUGAGGGGCUUAUACUUGGAGGGGCGAUUUAACGGAGGGGUUUUUGCGUUACCGGUUUGGGGGGCUUAUAUUUUGAGGGGCUUAUUUUCGGAAUUUUACGGUAUGUUGGCGUUCCACACCAAUCCUGUGGUAGAUAAACUCUUUCCUUUUGUAAAAGCUCUCUUUUGUUCCCAAUAAAUUUGCGCAGAUGCUGAUCACAUGAGUGAAAACGCUCUGUAACAUAAGUGUGUAAAUUGCUAAAUAAAGGUCCUCUUAAAUAUCGCAACGAGCUCUUAACAUUAAAAAGUUGGUUUAAAUUAAAUUAAGCUCUAAGUCAUCUCUCGCCUUAUUUUAAUUUCCUAAAGUCAAGUUAACUGCAACAAAAUAUUGUUUAACAGGUUUUCUCUAACCUUAAAAGAAUUCAAUGCCUAUCGUUUCAGAGUAAAAGCCUUUCUCCUGUUUGUGUCUUGUGGUAUAAUGCUACCUGCACACAGACGCAACAUUAUUGGCCAACAACUCGAUCCCAACAUUGGAUGUUACAUGCUGUGUCCGUUUGUACACCCUCUUGUAUGUUGUUGGGAGUUGUUGCGCAAAGUUUGAAACCUGUCAAACUUUAAGGUACGUGCGAACGGACGCAACAACUCCCUGGUAGUUGUUGGCCAACAAUGUUGCGUCCGUUUACACGGGGCUUACGAUGUGUUUGUUUAGUUAAAGAUUUUAUUUUGUAGUAUGCUGCUGCCACCUACAUUGCAGCAUUCUACUAAACUAGUAACAGGGUUAAACGUUUUAUCAGGUAUCGAUACACACUUUGUAAACCGAAUAUUCAGAGCACUCACAACUGUAAUGACAAAAAAAAAUACCCACAGCUUUAUUAGUUCUCAAAAUAUAAGUAAGGAAAUAUACGUUUUAGUUUAAAAUCUGCCCCUUUUUUGCAGCUAAUCGAUUCAAUAUGUUUGAAAGCUGAAGUUUGUUUGUUUGUUUAGUUGUAGUACAGUUUGUUGAUGUUUACACUGACCGAUUGCGCUUUUAAACUAGAAUAAACGUCCAAACGUUGUAGGCGUUAAGACGUUCAAUUGAAUGUGGAAAGUAACUUUGUGAUUGCCUCGGUUAAGCUCUGCAACGCGUAGUAAUGAGCCCAAAAAGCGCGUCAUAUCUAUUUUUUCGACCAGUCAGAAUUAAAACCGAAACCAGUCGUUUCUUACAGGCACGUGUAACCUGCAUGUGUUGCUGCUCUUACAGUUUGUGCUUUCAACUAGCUGAGGUAGAAGUUCACUGUUGUGUUGUGAAACCCACUAAAAAUGUAAUUCCAGAACGAGGCGUUGUAUUAUAAUUUUCAAGUCUGAUGCUAACAUGCAUGAAAGCUAACCAAAGCCGUUGUACAGUGAAAAUUCCAAUUCCUUGUACACACCACUUUUACACGGCGUUUGUCAGUCCACUGCUGACGUUUUCUCUGUGCUGUAUGUUUGUGUAGGAUAUGUCUGAAGAUGAAGUGAAGCCGAUGACAGUGUCGCAGUUCCAUUUUACUGGCUGGCCAGAUCAUGGUGCCCCAGACACUGGCUGUGAAUUUCCUGCGCUUAACUUCAUUCUCAAGUCUGCCACCGCCAGUCGGGAUGGUGCUGGCCCCGUCAUUGUACAUUGCAGGUGUGAUUCAUGGGGGGAUUAAGGGACCGCCCCUCCCCCUCCACACACACACACACACACACACCCAUAAACGCUCCUUUUUUCUGUGAUAUUUUCAGUAAAAUACUAUGUGCUGCCAAGUGCUCCGCCCUGGUACCCAUUUUCAAAUUUUCUGGAUCUGCUCCUGUGAUUGCUAGAAAGAGUGCAUAAUGGUCAAAGCUCCUGUAUGCGACGUCUGUAGUGGUCGCGUACAAGAAUCGAACCACGCGAGGGGAGGUGGGGGGGUAACCCUUUUCUGAGAAGAGGACUGGAGAAAAUUUAUUGCAUGCAAUUUCUUAGUUACGAUGUAAGUAGUUCGUUUCCUCAAAAGUUAUCAUCAUCAUUAUCAUCAUCAUCAUAGUCAUCCUCCUCCUCCUCAUUACUAUUAUUAUUAGUAUUAGUAUUAGUAUAAGUAUUAGUAUUAGUAUUAGUAUUAUUAUUAUCAUCAUCAUCAUAAUCAUUAUGUUCUCUACUCGUUGCGAACAGCAGUAUGAACUCUGUAUUCCACUUGUUGUAUUUGGUUUUAAUUCAUUAAUUCGUUUAUUUACUUAUUUUUUUAGCGCUGGUGUGGGCAGAAGUGGAGCGUACAUUGUAAUCCAUAGUAUGGUUAAAAGAAUGCAUGUCACUGGAGACAUCAAUGUCUUCGACUUUUUAUCCCAGAUUCGGCAGCAACGAAAUCACCUUGUUCAAGAGGAGGUAAGUCGAGCUUGGUUUAAGUGUAAGAGUAACUUAAAACCCUGUUUUCACCCUUGUUGUUCGGGUUAUAAAGCAGCUUGCAUUCAGAUUUAUCUUAAGCCCUCCACCUUGGAAAAUGUUCAGCUGGUCAAAAUACAGAUUGACUGGUAACCCUUUCAUCCUCCCAAAAGCGGCCAGGGUCAAAAUUUGGUGAAAGUUUCAAUUUCUAAACUGCUUAGAAACAAAUAGUAUCAUGUGAAAAUUUUGCUGAAGAGGUUUCAAUGAAUGGCAACAGCAAAGGAUUUCAUCCACGUAUUCAAAAAGUUCAAAACACUUUGCAGUACUCCAUCAUUCACUCAUUGUCAACACCAAUGCCAUUAUCAUCAUCAUCAUCAUCAUUAUCAUCGUCACCAUCAUCAUCAUCAUCACCAUCAUUGUCAUCAUCAUUAUCAUCAUCACCAUUAUCAUUAUCAUCAGUACCAUCAUUGUCACCAUCAUCGCCAUCAAACCGUCAUCGUUAUCACUAUCACUGUCGUCAUCAUCAUCACCAUCAUCGUCGUUGUCGUCGUCGUCAUUAUCAUCAAUUCAACGCCACACCGACUCGAUUUCACGCGAAGUCUCAGUAUGGCAGUCUAUCCACUUAUAUCAGUGGUUUUAAUCAGUAUAAAUCCAUUUUAGCAGUCGCUUAAUCUUGCUUAAAGUGCUUGUACAUAAAACACAUAUAAAACACAUAUUCUUCGUUUAAUAGGCCAUUUCCGAGUUCCAAAAAAUCUCACUCUCAAAACGAGGCUAAGUGCGAAACCUUUGUUUUGAAAAUGAGUUUUAUUUGCAUCAUAAUUAAAAAUCAUUUUCAUGUCAAUGGCGUCGCACUUAGCCUCGCUUUGAAAGUGAGAUUUUUUGGAACUCGGAAAUGGCCUAUUGCAAGCAGUUGCAUGAACAGGCUUGAGUCUCCUUCAGGUAGGAAAACAUUGCACCACGGUCCUUCUAAUCAAAACUAACGUUCAUCUUUCCUUUUCAGUGCCAAUACAUAUUUGCCCACGAUGCAUUACAGCAUUACAUUGAAAGCGGCUUCAAACUGGAGAUUGCUGCAGAUGAUCUUAAAGACCAUCUACAGAUACUUAUGAAGAAUCUAUCAAGCCAAAGUCGCCUAGAUUUAGAACUUGAGGUUUGUCGGGAUUAAACGUUUAGCCUUAGAAAACACCCGUCAUUUCGCGACGUUAUCAACGGUUUGCAGCGAAAUGAUGACUGACAAACGAGCGCAGAAAUUCCAUACUGAGUUGAUGACGUGUCACUAACCAGAUCUGGGUGGUGCUUCUGAUUGGUUGAAGCAAAUUUCUCUCGCGGCAGGACCAAUCAGAACCACUACCCAGAUCGAGGUAGUGAGAUGUCGUCAGUAUGGAAUUUCUGCGCUCCUUCCCCAGACUCCAGUUCACGGGGGAAACGUUUGUAGCAUCGCAAAAUGUCGUCUUUUUUUUCUCAGGCUAGAUUUAACGCAGAUUAAGCUUAACAAAACUAGGAUAGCUUAGUCAAUAUCAAAUUCCGUAUGGCCUUUUCCGGAACGGAAGGCAUCAACCCCGCGAUCGGAAGUUCCCGGAUCGAGUCCCCUUGCUAUGUUUUUUUUCUUCGUAGUCCCGAGUCUCGCUUCUUGUACAUGUAAAUAGCCAAUACGAUUGCCUCUUUGGAAUUUUUAACCACUUGAUUGGUGUAAUAAUAAUAAUAAUAAUAAUUAUAAUUUAUUCAUUUAUAGUGCGCUUUUUAACAUGCUAGGUGAUCAAAAGCGCAAAAGCCGAAAAAUCAAAGAGCGCUCUCACUAAAAACAAAGGCUUCUUACGGAGUCAAAGCCGAAAACUGUGGAACUUUGUCACUGGUUGUUGCCUUUUCCUUCUUAAUUUCUCCUUUGUUCACUUUUCAGUACCUUAAUGCAGUUCAAAUUAAACAUUACAACCUCAAGCAAGCAAAACGCGGCUGCAAUAUGGCAAAGAAUCGCUCAGUGGAUUACAUACCAGGUAAGCCGACCGUUCUCUUCUUAGUUUCAUGCGAUUAAAACCAUACGCGGGAUUGCGACUCUUAAAAGAGACUGGUCAUAUUAUUAUUGAAUGAAGACUUAGAAAAAUGUGGUUUUACCAACUAAGGUGAUAAAAUAGUACACCAUAAAAAGAUUGCAAAAUCGUUCUUGGCAGAGCUGUUCUUGUUCAGCUGUGCAGUUUAUAUGUCAAAUGUUCUUUCCCCCAACAGCGGAACUGUACUCUUCUGUGUAUAAACCUUCCAUGCAGGAAGAGGUCUCUUUUAUAAACCAUACGCCACAGACGAAACUGGACGUCUGGUUUAGUCCGUCUGCGAGCCAGCGCCGAUAUCCUUGUUCUGGGUCCCCAGCUGUGUACCAGGAUUUAAAUGCGAGCCAUGAUUGGCCCGUUAAAAAAGGCUAUUGUUCGAUUGGCAAAUCAGCUUGAAGGGAAAUUCAUAACGUACUUCCAGCUAUUUUUGAGCCCGCUGGGGGUCCGCCAGAACAAGGACCUCGGCGCUGCUUCGCAAAUGUUACUAGCCAGGCUUAGAUUGCAUCUGCGAAGCAGGCUUUUGAAAGUGUUGAUGAAAUAAAAAUAUUCUUUCUUAGCUGACAGCGCCAGAGUUGAAUUGUUUCCACGUCCAAGAGAGGAAGGCUCUGACUACAUCAAUGCAAGCUACCUCCCGGUAAGUUUGUCAUUUCUCAUUCAUAUACACCCAAAAGUAGAAUUCUGAAGAAACAAACCUAUUACUUUAAAAUAGUAAUUGGUAUCUUUGUUAAGGGCUGUUUACACGGGCGAUUUUAGCGUGCCAUUUGUUACGUGAUAAGAUGACUUGUUUUCUUGUGGCCCUUCUAGGAUUUUCGUAAAAGAGUUGCACUUCCAUUACGCAAAGUUUCAACAGCACGCAAAAACCUUAUGAACAGAAAUUGUUUGUUUGUUUCGUUUCGUUGUGCGAAAACUGCUAUAAAGUCACACGAAAUUUUGACUUCCAUGCGAAAAAUCUCGCUGAAAUUGCCAAUUGUGAACGCGCGCGACUUGAUCGCCGCUCUGGUUGUGCAACACAUCUUAAAGUAAAAUUUCCUGUAUAAACACCCCGUCUCAUUUGAAGAUGGCAAUUUAGUUUGCCUUCCGCCAUUUGGUUCAGGAUCUUGUCGUGAUCAGUUGGGUCUUGUAGCGGUAAAAUAUCUGUUGCAUUUAAGUAUAUAAUUUUAACUGCAAAACCAAUAAGUUCUUUAUGUUUGCUUUAAAAGAUUUGACCGUUUCUUCUCUUUUGUACGAAACUUCUUGUUUGAUUUAACUCUUUGACCGCGGCAGAGUUAGCUCAGUUGGGAGAGCGCCGGUCUGCGGAACGGGAGGUUGCGGGGUUUAAUUCAAUUCCCGAGGCCGGAUAAAUACUCAAGGUCUUUAAAUAACUGGGAAUUAAAGAUCCUGCAUUUGCACGGCAAAAGGCAAGACCUUCGCAUGGCUCAGAUGACCACGUAAAUGGAGGCACCGUCUCUAGUAGAAGCAAAAAAUGACUUCCUCUAUGAGGAUUGUAAAGCCAAAUACACUGGCACUCAAAUUAAGUGUUUUUUUUCCUCAACAGGGAUUUUGGAAGUCACAAGCUUAUAUAGCCACUCAAUAUCCCUUGGAAGACACGACUAAUGAUUUUUGGAGAAUGGUUUGGCAGGAACACUGUCGUUCAGUUGUCAUGCUAGUAAGCAAAGAGGAACUUCAACAGGUACGAUGGUUUUGUGUUAGUGAGGAGGGAGAAUUUACACUUGUGUUACUUAUUAGCAAGGGAAAGCUUUAACAUGAAGCCCCCCCCCCUAUGCAGUUGUCCUCAUGGUUUCGUCACGCCAUCCUUUCCUUCUGGGGAGGAUUGCGUGACGAGACAAAUUAACGUCUGCAAGGGAACUAGGUAGCUUUAAACAUUUAAGAAGAUGAUUUUUUUUUUUUUUUUUGUGGGGAAAAGGGAAAAAGGAUUUCACGAUAGUUUUUUGUGAGGCAGGGAAGAGAACACUCCGGUUUUAAUAGAUACUAUUUUUGUCGAGGGAAGGGGAAAAGAAACGUCCAUCGGAAGUUCGUAGAGACCUUUUUUGAUAGAUGCUUUGUUUAACUAGAACCCUGUUUGUUUGUAGGAUUACUAUCACAGCUACCUUCCACCGUCUUAUGAAACAGCAAGAUUUGGUGAUUAUGAGGUUACGGUUGAUUCGCUGGAGACGCUUGGAGACAUCGUAGUCAGAAAAUUACGAAUGGCAGCCAUUAAGGUAGGUUUUCAUAUGUCACACAACCCUAGUAAGAAAUCCUAGUGAUACACUCUUAUACCGUGACAUUCGUAUUUGGAGUGUCACGGAAGACGUAAGAGAAGUCUUAAAGUGACAAGCAACCCCCGUCCCAGGGCCUCUCCACUUAGCCUGAGAACGAGUUUGGUACCAGGCUCUUGUACAUCCCUUAUUUUCGUGACGUCUUACUAACGGAAAGGAAAUUAAGGGCCUGUUUACAUGGAGGUUGGGGACCCCAGGUGGGUGAGAUAACCCGCUUAGUUGGGGUAACUCGCCUGUCCAUAUAAUAUAUCAUUUUAUUUGAUCACGUUGACAUGAUAGGUGGGGUGACCAUGUGAGAGAUUAUAUGGACAGGCGGGUUGACUCACCUACCUGGGGUCUCCCACCCCCAUGUAAACGAACCGUUAAAAAACCAAAAAAACUCAUACUUAGUUCUAAGGCACAGGCUGCGGGAAACAAAGCAAAAUAAAUUCCAUAUUGAGCAAAUAGACGUUUCCUCUUCACACAUGAGACACAAAUUACGAGAGUUGCUUGAACAAUCUUGUUUUGUUUUGCUCUAUUUAUUUGCCACACAUGAAUAGAAAUGACAAGCGAUAUAUUAAGUAUAAAAAAGAAGUGGCGAGGAGACCUAGCAGAAACUAUAGGUAAGGCCUCCUCGAAGUACGGGCUAGGGCUGUUUCCAUUAAUUGAAAAUAAGAUAACGUGAAGUCAAAGGUGGAAAAGAUUUAAGAUCAUUUUUCAUAUUUACUUAAUAAUUUAAUCUUUAGUAUUUUCUUAAAGGGGGAAAGGCAAAUAAGUGGUUUCCCUACAAGUUUUUAAGGAAAUAAGCAGUUGUUCCUAAACCUUCCAAGAUCCACUAAGCAGAAAUUAUGGUGACUUAUACUUUGCUUUUUGUUUCUUGUAAGGAUCCAACUGAGUACCGAAAUAUCCAGCAUUUUCACUUUCUUCACUGGCCGGAAGAUGGUAAUCCAUGGUCGGGUCAGACUAUCCUACAGCUCAUUCGCAAAGUGGAUAGCUGGGAGGAUGAAGUCAAAUUGUCCGCCAAGCCCUUCGAGACAAUUGGUCCUAUUGUCGUACACUGCAAGUGAGUGUGAACUAUGCCAUGUUAACGGACCGAUUAUUUAACUUUUGAGGUGGCUUCGUGCUGGGUAAUUUCGGAUAGAUUGUUAAAUCUGAUUCAGUAUAAGUUUCUAGGAGACUACCCACCCCUUCCUUAACACAACAUUUUCCACUACACAAGAGGUUAAUGCUAAGGUUGGUUAAGGGAAGGGGAGGGUGAACAGUUUGCUAGUACGGACGAAAAAAAGAAUCUUUUAUUAUUCAUUACAAAUAUUUCUCCGUUUCUGAGUGGCUUAAUCAGAAACAUCGCUUAAAUAUUGGACACAUUGCUCUUAUGCAUUACACUAAACGUCGGUUUUUGUUUAUUCGUUUGUUUGUUUUCUUCCUUGUCAGUUAUGGGAUUGGUCGUACUGGAGUAUACUGUCUUCUACACACUAUGUAUCACCAAAUAGCAAGAGAGAAUACUGUUUCCAUCUAUCAAGUGGCACGCUUGUACAAUUUCCAGAGACCAAACUGUGUUUCAACCAAGGUAAGAAAUUGUCUGUUUAGUCUAACGUCCGUUUCAGUUUUCUUUUCGGGGAGCAGUGGUUUAUUUUUUUUAUGGUUCCCGUCCCUGUUUUGAGGUUCUUCGAGUACUCCGGUUUUUUUUCCUCUCCUCAAAAACCAACAUUUGCCGGUAAUUUCAAUUGGCCAUGUUACAAACGUGUGGGGGAACUGGUACGAAUUGUGACCGCGAGGGCUCUGUGACAGUGAUAUAGGCAUCCCCUUCUCAUAUUACCUUAGCGAUCUGGGUUAGGGUUACAAGGAAUGCCCAUAUCUCUAGGCUUUGGGAAUGGGGAUGCCCAUAACACUAAUGGUUUGGAGGGAGAGCAAAAACAUGUCGGACAGCAGCAAGCCACCUGUUAGAGGCGUUCUCAAGGUUGUUGUGUCUCAAGAAGACAUAAAUGGCACAUCACGGUCUUCUCAUGUCCUUUAAUAGUGGAGGUAAGUUGCUUUUUUUGAAAUAAAACAGUGAUUUUGUUACAGAUAGUUAUGGUGAGUCCUGGGACUCAUCUUGUGAAACAUCACGAGUCCCAGUCCAGAACCAGUGAGUCCCAGUGAAAAAAAAACGAGUCCGAAAUUGAAAAUGCUUGGGCCUUUAUGUGACCAGACAGUUAAUGUGAAGUCAGACUCCAAAACCCUGUAUUACAGUAUACUGAAAUUUAAAUACAGUCCUUCUUUUUUCAAGCACAACAAAGGCUAAAAGAAAUAUGCAUCGUUAAACAACAACCAUAAUAACCGCUACAGAAAUUACACGAAGGGUAUAUUUCUACAAAUACACAUGUUCAAUCGAUCGAUCUUUGCGUCCUACGAGACGCAUGUCCUGAAUUACUUUGCGUCUUUGGGGAUCUUUAAGCGUCAGGGAUGCAGGACGCAGAGGUAACAAAAUCACUGCUAUAUUUGCAGUUUAGAACACAGCACUUGUAGUGCGCCGCCAUGUUUGUAUACCUUCAUGCUGUCCUUCCAAACGGUCCCAAGAAUCUUUGUGGUCGCGUAUUAUACCCAGCUUUCCACUCAAUUUGAACUUGGCGAAUUCUAUUAGGAAUGGUAUACAAAGGGAACCUUUGUGGAUGUCGCCCAAGUCAUUAUCAAUUUUUUUGAUAUAAUGAUACUUGAACUGCAUAAUUUUUAUCUCAGUUCUGAAAUGGUUAAUAACAAAACGCAUAUUGUUGUGAAUUAGGUUACAAAAAUUUCCGAGAACAUUCCACACACACCGCCACAAAAACUUGCCACGGCUACCAGUAACCCCACCCCCCGUGUCUCUCCAGGCGCACGCGAAUGAUUCUUUGCAGUGCUGUGUUGCUUUGCCUCUAUAAGCUGCACUGCUUAUAACUUUCCACGAUAAGUUCCUUAUUUUAAUACACAUUUGUUAUUAUUCAUAAGGAACACUACGAAUUCUGUUACGACACACUGGUGGAAUAUAUUGAAGCCGGCUGUUCGUUACAUCUUGUAUGACAUGAGGUGCAUUGCGUUACGGAGGUGAAAUGCGCAAGGAAGUUGUGACAGACCAAGUUGCAGUUUUGCGGCCUGCAACGGAAAGGUACUCAGCGUUUGUCUCACCACGCAGUCAAGCCAAGACAAAGUCACGCAAUCUUACGUUAAGAACCGUAUAUCACGCCCCGCUUCUGUGCUUUUACGUGACAGUGCAAUGGAGGCUGUGCUCGUUCAGAUUGUGGUAGUUUAAAUUCUUAUUUCAAGUCUUGUUUCUAGUAUAGUAUCCCGAUACUAGGUAGAAUUCAGUCAGAUGAAAGCAGUUGAGAACAAAGGGCCCGAAAAGUCAUGCGCGAUCAGAACCUUAUUAGACUUUAUCUCUCAGAGACCUGUCGUUGUGACUUUUACACGGGACCUCCAAUUUAACAAUGCGCGCACAGAUAACCCAUCACUGCCUUUUCGAAUUUUAGUCAGUAUUUCGUCACCAACAAAAGCUUUCCCUUUCGGCUUGCCGUAGUUUACUGAAGAAAAUAAGAGCAAAUUUGUUUUUGUUGGUUCAAAUUUAAGGCUGAAAGCUUAAUUUAGCCGUUAAAAGAAAAUAUAAUCAAGAUUAUCAUAUUUAAUAAAUGAUGAUAGGAAAUAGUUAUAAUGUUUAAAGAGUUAUUUCUCGGAUAAAUUUUAGUCGUCUUUUUUGCGUCAUAAAAAGAUUGAAAUCAAAAUGGUUUUCUUUGUAGAUAAAAAUUUGAAAUAUACCGUGUUUCCUCAAUGAAGCGCCUUGGGGCGUUUUUUAAACCAAGCCCAGUUUAUCCAUAACGGUUGCUUCUUUAACAGAAUAUUUAUUCAUCGCCUUUUGCGGUCAUACAUCUCGCUGCUGUAUCUAGAGUUUAUUGCGGUAUCAAUAAAUACAUGCCUGACGGGCUUAUUUGGUACUUUCGCAUUUAGACCUAGCAUUUAAUCGAGAAAACUCGUUGUUUCAGUCGCGUGGAUAGUAGCCUGCGUAGCAAGCAUAUCCGAUCAAGUUAUUAUGUGAAAGUUGCAACUGUUGUGCCAUCUUUCUCGACAAGCUCGCGCGGAAACGCGGGCUACUUAGAUAGAUAUUAUUGUUAAAGGGAAACCUUGCCAUACUGACGAGAAGAGUGACUAUGGAAUUGCCUCUUAGAGAAAUAACAUGGUCGUUAUGCGUAAAAAUAGAGUUAUGUAUUUUAAUUUUUAGAUUUGCUUAAUGAAUAAUAAAUCGCAUGACACCCGUCAUGGCUUUUACUACGAGAGCCCAUUGUAUUGAAUUCCAAAAGCAGAACACUUAGGCUUUCUGUGAAAUUAGAGUGUAAUACUGCAUGGUAGUCUACCACCUUUUUCACGGUUAAAGUUAUAUCACUCUGAAACAAGAUAUUUCUAACGUAAACUUCACUGGAUAAAAUCCUACAGUGUGACAAUUCAGAGGAAAGCAGCUUUUUUCCUGAUAGAAGUAGAUUUAAUGGAAGUUGAAUUUCGUUGCUAUUGCAAGCCAAAGAAGAAGACCAGUCGGUUUAUAAAGGUUCAAAAUUGUUGAUUCUUUUGAUAUUUUAUGUUUAUAGUGUAGACAAUUAUUUUUUAUUUACUGUACAGUUACUUU
Messenger RNA from Porites lobata, 28708 nucleotides. The record is from the annotation of a GenBank genome assembly. NCBI's taxonomy places the organism in Eukaryota, Metazoa, Cnidaria, Anthozoa, Scleractinia, Poritidae.